Branchiostoma floridae (Florida lancelet) is the source of this 3457-nucleotide messenger RNA. Its product is annotated as protein sprouty homolog 1-like. Gene Ontology annotation, biological process: animal organ development; negative regulation of fibroblast growth factor receptor signaling pathway; negative regulation of MAP kinase activity. The transcript is spliced from 2 exons. NCBI's taxonomy places the organism in Eukaryota, Metazoa, Chordata, Leptocardii, Amphioxiformes, Branchiostomatidae. Gene Ontology annotation, cellular component: cytosol; membrane. Bases 593 to 1777 code for a protein of 394 amino acids. The record is from RefSeq and is a predicted model, not a curated record.
AGGUGCGUGUGGCUGUGAAAACUUUGGUGCGCAGUACUUGGUCGCAACAAAAAUGCCCGGCUUGCGGAUUUGAAUAGCUGCGGUGUUUGAAUACCAAAACCUCCGAGCGGAUCGCUCUGGAGCACGUAGCCUCCACCCCAAACUAAUACCCCAUUAUCACUAGUAUAGCCAAACCGGACGAGAUCUCCUGACAACAUGCCCUGUUUUGAGUAGAGGAGCUCUCUCUCAGACCAAGGAGGUCGCGCAGACAUAGUUUGGAUACUAUUUUUCUUCGGCACCAUUAGCAUGCGGACCGGGUCAGGGAAUACACUAUCCCCUUUGAUAAAAUGAAAGGAUCAGACUGUGACCAAUGAGCGGCCGGUGGACCGGAUGUAACUCUCCCCAGAGGCUGCUAAUGAGGUGUCAGUUUCCAUCAGAUUGACGCGGCCUGGCCCUCCAUAUUUGGUGGACACACAUCGGGGGAAGCCUGGCCAACUUGAUCAGCUCUUCCACCGCAGGAUUUACUGGGCUUGGAAAACAUGGGAGAAGCGAAGGGAUAACGAUCCAUGAUCGUACAUGGAGGGCUUAAUCGCGGGGCCGCGGUGAGAACUAGAUGGAGCCCCGGAGAAGCCGCCAGCAGCCGACUGUGCGACACAAGGAGCCGGAUCUAGUGUGGUUACCCCGUCAACUGUGUCCGGACAGUCCCCGCACCACCCCGCGGACACAAACCUUCACGCGGCGGGACCCGAGCCGACCCGGCCCCGCGCGGAGGGACAGACACAGUAGUCCUCGCGAGCCGGGCAGGCGGUCGGUUCAACCGGUCCCCGGAGUCGCUCGGGAGGUUUCCAGGGUACAUCUCAGGAACAGCUCGGGGACACGAGAGUCCCGGGAAUCGGGGAGAGACGGCAGCGCCUCCCGCUCUGAAAAUGGCCGCGACUCGCGGAGUCCUCCCCACGGAAGUUCCGCUCGGAUUUCACGGGAAUCAGCCAACUUUGCGCGGCAGGGCAACCUGCGGAGUAGCUCGACUAGAAGGGCGGAACGCAGCUCUGGGGACAACAGGAGCGCGCGGGUUCAAGUCCCAGAGAACGAACAGGACGUUCUUUCUAUAGACCAGAUUAAACCCAGCUCACAUCGAGUGGAGAACGAGUACGUGGACCCCUUCAAGAAGACCAAAAAUAACAACAGUCUGCAAAGAACUUCAACCGGGUCGCUAAGGUCUGUCAACACUAUCGUACGAGUGGACAGUAGGUCCGACCGGGACCAUGUAGAGGUAAGGACGGUCGCACACAAGAAACCAAAGUUUCAACACAACACCAGCACCAUUAAAAAGGAGACGGACAAGAAUAAAAUCAAGGUGAGAACUGAAAUCAAAUCGGAGGAGCAUCCUUUCUUCCAGUGUUCGGAGUGCGGGAGAUGCAUAUGUCCGGAUUGCGCAGAGAAGAAAAUAGAAAGUACAAACGAUGCAACCUGCGGGAAUAGGUUGAUGUGUACUAGUGAAGAUGCUCUGGAUUAUGCGACAUGUAUGUGCUGUGUGAAGGGAGUUUUCUACCACUGUAGCAAAGACAACUGUGACGAUGAUUUCCGCAGCGCAGACAACCCCUGUUCCUGCAGUAGGAAACACUGCUUCCUCCGCUGGACUGCCCUGGGACUCAUGGGGAUGUUCCUGCCCUGUCUGUUGUGCUACCUUCCUGUGCGGGGAUGUAUGAGAUUAACCACCGCCUGUAACCACAGAGAACAUAAAAAGGGAUGUUUGUGUAGAAGUCAGGCUCAAAGCACCAACUACCAAACGAACUGCUAGCAAACAGGAUAUGUACAGACUCGCCAGUACAGGUAAACUUACUUAUAAGUAGUAGAUAAUAAAUAAAGCCAACAAAUUAUGUUCUCAAGCUAGUGGACAGCACUGCCUGUCAUGCUCAUUUGCAUAGCCUUGUACCCAUAAAUCUAUUUUCUAUCCUCCCAGUGUCUAUUCCCUAAAUCACCUGAGAAAUAAUCCAUAACUAUCUUACUAUUUCUGCCACAAUAUUCUUAACUCUUUGUUCUGUUGUAACAAUUGUCAUAUGUAAAAUUUCUAUAUACUAAAAUUGUUCUGUUACCAACUGCACAUUCAUUAUUAUGUAUAUGGUUCAAUCUGUAUUCUCUAUUAUUACCCAAAGUUGUAAAUCAUGAGCCAGAGUAUAUUGCGCAAGACCCGCCCAAACCACUGCUUUGUGAAAGACAACUCCGAGACUUUGUAUACAGUACAGCUGUAGUUGAAAAUUUUCCCCUUUGGUUUGUACAGUGUUGAUAAAAGGUGACAACACUGAAGGAUACUCAUUUCAAAAUGUUCAGUGGGAAAGUGUUCAAUUGGGCUUAUCUCUUAAUUUCUUGCAUACCUACUCUGCAAUGGAUCGCAUUUUAAAAGAGUCCUUCAUACUUUUUUUCAUAACCAAACCUUAGACCUAACCUGGAAAACCCUUUUUGUUUUGGCCACAUUCUCACUUUAAUUUCAUUCCUUAUCUUGGUUUCAACAUGUUCUACAUGUAUCUGUCUGUUAUCCCUGUACUGGGAUGCCUCUGGCUCGCAGAGGAAUCCUCUUGGGGAUAGACAUUUGUUCUACAGUCUGCAUUGGUCCUGACUGCAGCUGUAGAUGGCAUUUCCCCUCUCCCCCUCCCUUUACAUCUAAAACCAGAUGUUUGAGAAAUCUACUCUCUGCAUGCAUGCCGAGCAGAAAAGCCAGAAAUGAAAGGUUUGUGUCAAAGAUUUGCUCCCUGCGACUGUGCAAUGUACAGGAAAAAGGCACUGUAUGUCAUUCGGUUCACAACAACUAACUCUCCCAGGAACUACAUCUGUCAAAUGGCUGGUCCAUUCCAGCAGCAGUCAAGGCUACUCCAUUCUGGCACACGUAGAUGCCCCAGUCACCCCUGCUAGUCUUUUGUAAAGACAGAGAAGAUUGUUGAACACUAAACACGUUUUCCCUACAAGUCUCCCAAAUGGUCUCCCACAGAAAAGGUCACGGGACUGUUUGUUUAUUUUUGUAUAUAAUUAUGUUGAGAGAGGUGCCAUAUUGUAUGAAAAUGUGUACAGUAUUAUAUGAUUUGUUGUAUCAUUCCUGAAAAUAUUGAACAUGUAAGAAAUUUUGGAGAGAAUUUGUUGAGAAAGCAAAGUCAGUAGCACUUUUGCGAGAGUGUAUAGUUGUUACAAUGUAUGUUUGUAUAUGUACAAAAUCCUGUCUCUUCCUAAAAAUAUUUAAGACCUUUUCUCAACACCUUUAUUUGCAUCUGUUGCUAGUGGAAGAAAAGUAUUUAUUAUCAUUAUUUUGGAAUUCUAUUAUUUUAUGAUAUUUAUUUCUGCCAAAUGCCUGAAGGUCAUCUAGAGUUCAUUUAGGAUUGGUAGUAAGUUGCUCCUUGUGGGAGUAUACUUAAAUCAUUCAACACUGCCAUUUGUGGGGAAAGUACAACCAAUCACCAAUAAAAAGCUUGAGUUACUGAGUUUAAUUGGA